AUGGGUAGAUUCUGCACCACAGAGAAAGCUGUACAGGGUGCCAGAAAGCUGCUGUUUCCUGACGUUUAUUGCAAGCUCACAGAAGGCAACAUAACAGUAUUCUUUGGGAUGAAAAUGCAUCCCACUCCCUCAGAAAGGAAGCUCACUUCUAAAAGAGACCCUGUUUUUGUAAUUCCAGCUUUCUGUGAAUUUUUAACUCCUUUGCGAAGGCCAGAAAGGUCACUAGCUGAGCAGCCACUCCUGAGACAUCUCCUACUGUAUCGGUAUGGGCUGUGCUUGACUUUGGAAUCAACUCUGUGCCUUAACUUCCAUUGCAACUCUUGGAUAUGUCAGCAACUGUAG
Molecule: messenger RNA, 342 nt
Organism: Podarcis lilfordi (Lilford's wall lizard)
Lineage: Eukaryota; Metazoa; Chordata; Lepidosauria; Squamata; Lacertidae
Source: the annotation of a GenBank genome assembly